Cydia fagiglandana is the source of this 665-nucleotide messenger RNA. RefSeq lists its product as uncharacterized. The transcript is spliced from 3 exons. Bases 221 to 595 code for a protein of 124 amino acids. NCBI's taxonomy places the organism in Eukaryota, Metazoa, Arthropoda, Insecta, Lepidoptera, Tortricidae. The record is from RefSeq and is a predicted model, not a curated record.
UAGAAGUAAUUCAAUAAAGAACUAUUAUCUACAACUCUGUAAAAUAAAUAGGUACAUCAAAUCUACAUUCAACCAUUAUAAAUCUCAUGAAAUGCUUUAUGAAAAAAAAUGAAAUAUAGGCAUGCAUUUUUGAAUGAAUUAACUGCAUGAUUAAUUCGGACAGUAAUUGAUUAGUGGUUAAUUAACUAGUUUUCCUUUAUUUCGUGUGAAUAAGCCGAACAUGAAGGUCCAUACAUUAAUAAUUGUAUUAGCUGUUACAAUCGUCAACUGUGCGUACUCCUGGUGGGAUUCGGAAUUCAUAAUUGUCUAUCCUACUGAAAUCCUACGUACGGAUCACCAAGGUCUUCGUAACUCAUUUCAAAAGCUUAGUCGUGCAAAACGUGAAAUGAAGCGAGACCUAGAGACAUCUAAGUAUGUACUAGGAAGAGUAAAGCAAGACCUGCAAUCAAUAAGGUUAUCAUUCACACGAGACUUUGCGAAAAUGGAACAAAAGUUGCAUGAAUGCAGUAGAAUAGAAGUAGAUUCUUCGGCCGCAAACAAGAAGCCACCUGCUUACGAAUACCCUGACACUCCCGAUUAUGAUUACAAUUAUUAGUCGUUUACGUAAGGAUGCUAUAUUAUUACAAAAGUGCCGAUAUUCUAAAAUAAAUCAGAUUUUCAUUAAG